Molecule: messenger RNA, 399 nt
Organism: Penicillium psychrosexuale
Lineage: Eukaryota; Fungi; Ascomycota; Eurotiomycetes; Eurotiales; Aspergillaceae
Exons: 3
Coding region: 1-399 (132 amino acids)
Molecular function (GO): protein dimerization activity
Source: RefSeq, a predicted model, not a curated record
AUGGCGCACGUGCAUGCAAAUGCGCAGCCCACUGGGGCGGACGCGGAACAAAUGAGACUGCCUUAUCUCCUAAACCGAAAGGGACAGUUGGUCGAGAUCCGGCCGAAAGGAUCGCUCGUCAUCAUGACAGGUCCAAAUGCAACGGAGACUCGGAGGAGGCAGCACGCUGACGCACAAAAGUCUCAACGGGAUCGGAUGAAAGUAGCGCUGGGUCAAAUAGAGCGGAUAAUGAGGAUGGGAGGCGCGGGAACGAAAGGCACCAAGGCAGAACUGCUUGAGACGGCGGUGGAGUACAUCCAAUACCUCCAGAAACAGGUCGAGGAACUGAGAGAGCUGGGUUACGGUGGCCACGCGACAACCGAGGUCGAUGUCCAGAGGUGCGCCAGAUGUCAGGAUUAG